CAGCGCGAAACUCUGAAGUCCAAACAAACUGGGCAAAGAAAUCAGGCGUAGCAAGCGGAUGGAGAAUAUAGCGAACCCAAACGAACCAAAGCUCCCCUCCCUCCUCUAUCCCCCAACGACCUUUCGCGAGAUCGGAAGUAGUAACUCCUCGCCGCAACAGCCGGCCUAUAGGCUUUCCUCCCCUCCCUGCGACGCCGCGCGCACUCCUCUCGAAACAGGGGAGUCCCGAGGCGAUUGAUUAAACGGGACUCGGAGGAAGUUUUCGGCGGGGGAACUCGGUCGGCUUCGCCAUGGCCGGGGCAGAAACGGCGGUGGACUCCGGCGAGAAGCGCCUCAACGAGCUCGGCUACAAGCAGGAGCUCCGUAGGGAGAUGACGCUGUUCAAGACGCUGGCAAUCUCCUUCUCGACGAUGACGCUCUUCACGGGGAUCACGCCGCUGUACGGGAGCAGCCUGCAGUACGCCGGGCCGGCGCCCCUCGUGUGGGGCUGGGUCGUCGUCUCCUUCUUCACCUGGUUCGUCGGCAUUGCAAUGGCCGAGAUCUGCUCCUCCUUCCCUACCACCGGUUCUCUGUAUUUCUGGGCUGCUCAUCUGGCUGGGCCGGUCUGGGGUCCAUUGGCAUCUUGGUGCUGCGCUUGGCUUGAGGCCAUUGGCCUCAUUGCCGGAAUCGGCACACAGGCGUACGCGGGAUCCCAGGUGCUGCAGAGCAUAAUUCUGCUGUGCACCGGCACAAACAAAGGCGGCGGCUACCUGGCCCCUCGCUGGCUGUUCCUCGUCAUGUACCUCGGGUUAACGUUCAUCUGGGCCGUGCUCAACACUUUCGCGCUGGAGGUCAUCGCCGUCCUCGACAUGAUCUCCAUGUGGUGGCAGGUGAUCGGCGGGACGGUCAUAGUGAUCCUGCUGCCGCUGGUGGCGAAAACCACACAACCAGCGUCGUACGUGUUCACGCAUUUCGAGACGGCGCCGUCGGUGACCGGGAUCAGCAGCGUCUCCUACGCGGUGGUGAUGUCCUUCCUGGUGAGCCAGUACUCGCUGUACGGGUACGACGCGGCGGCGCACCUGACGGAGGAGACCAAGGGCGCCGACAAGAACGGGCCCAUCGCCAUCCUCUCCAGCAUCGGCAUCAUCUCCGUCUUCGGCUGGGUGUACAUCCUGGCGCUCACCUUCAGCAUCCAGGACUUCGCCUACCUCUACGACCCGACCAACGAGACGGCCGGCACCUUCGUCCCGGCGCAGAUCCUCUACGACGCCUUCCACGGGCGGUACAACAGCUCCGCCGGCGCCAUCGUGCUGCUCUUCGUCAUCUGGGGAUCCUUCUUCUUCGGCGGGCUCUCCAUCACCACCAGCGCCGCCCGCGUGGUGUACGCGCUGUCGCGUGACCGCGGCGUGCCGUUCUCGUCGGUGUGGCGCCGGAUCCACCCGAAGCACAAGGUGCCCGGGAACGCCGUGUGGCUGUGCGCGGCGGUGUGCGCGCUGCUGGGGCUGCCGAUCCUCAAGAUCAACGUGGUGUUCACGGCCAUCACCUCCGUGGCCACCAUCGGCUGGGUCGGCGGAUACGCGGUGCCCAUCUUCGCCAGGAUGGUGAUGAAGGAGGAGAACUUCCGGCCCGGCCCGUUCUACCUCCGGGGGGCCAGCAGGCCCGUCUGCCUCGUGGCGUUCCUGUGGAUCUGCUACACCUGCGCCGUGUUCCUGCUCCCCACCGUGUACCCCAUCAAGAUGGACACCUUCAACUACGCGCCCAUCGCGCUGGGAGUCGUGCUGGGGCUCAUCAUGAUCUGGUGGGUCGUCGACGCCAGGGAGUGGUUCAAGGGCCCCGUCAGGAACAUCGACGAGCACAAUAACGGCGACGACAAUGGCAAGGUCUGAGUGAUCGAUCGAGCUAGCUCCUGUGACGUGGGCGCGUGUGAUCUGUUGUAUCGGCUGGUGUGCGAGUUAGCUUAGAUUGUGGCGACCUGUGUGUCAUACGGAAGGAAUUUAGAUGUAGAUCGAUGCACAAAACCUUAAUGAAGCAAACCGUUUUGAAGAACAAACUGACCACGACCUGAAGCGUGAACAAUGAAGGCAUGAAGCCGCCUUUUCAUUCUUCUUUCGAAAGCGCUGUGUGAGCUGAACGAAGAGCACUACGUGGUAUGGAGGUGGAUCAUUAUAAUCCCAUUCGUUCUACUCGUUUUUGAGUGUUUUGUUAUUUGGUAUGUACUGUUUAUUAUUUGACUAUCUAUUUUUUUCCGCUUU
Brachypodium distachyon (stiff brome) is the source of this 2231-nucleotide messenger RNA. RefSeq names its product amino-acid permease BAT1 homolog. Gene Ontology annotation, molecular function: transmembrane transporter activity. Gene Ontology annotation, cellular component: membrane. The record is from RefSeq and is a predicted model, not a curated record. NCBI's taxonomy places the organism in Eukaryota, Viridiplantae, Streptophyta, Magnoliopsida, Poales, Poaceae. The coding region runs from base 291 to 1865 and encodes 524 amino acids. The transcript has 5 exons. Gene Ontology annotation, biological process: amino acid transport; transmembrane transport.